Pedinophyceae sp. YPF-701 is the source of this 1815-nucleotide messenger RNA. The record is from the annotation of a GenBank genome assembly. Lineage: Eukaryota; Viridiplantae; Chlorophyta; Pedinophyceae.
AUGGACAACCUCGUACUGAGCGCGAAGGGCGCGCAGUGUCCCUUGGAGCUGGAACAGGGGACGCUCAAGGGAAGCAGGUUCAUCAGCGUGUGCUGCGAGAGCAAGAGGGGGAUGGUGGAGGUGCACCAGGUGAUCGACUCCGUCUCCAAGGUGCCCGGAACGCUCAAAGUGGUGCCCAAGAAGGCGCUGACCGACAUGGAGGCCAGGCAGCUGGAGGUGUCCGUGCGGAUUCACGCGCGACUUGCGCACCCCAACGUCCUUCCGCUGUACUUGGCUUUCAGCGGGCGGCACAACCACUACGUGCUGACGGAUCGCGCAAUGCAGCGCAACCUCUACCAAAUCAUGAAGUCGACGCCGCUGACGCAUUCGCAAGUCGUUGGCGCAGUGCUCAAGCCCGUGCUGGCUGCGCUGUCGUAUGCCCACGGGUGCGGCGUGGCGCACCGGGACGUCAAGCCCGAGAACGUCGUGUUCGGCCCGGGGGGCAGGGCCAUGCUGGCCGGAUUCGACCUUGGCGUCGAUCUCCUCUCCGCCCCGCCGGUGACGCGCGUCGGAACCCUGGAUUUCACGGCCCCGGAGGUCCUCCUGUGUGGAACAAAGAGCGGGAGCAGCGACGCGAAGAUCGCCCCCCGGGACAAACGCACCGCCUACACAGAGAAGGUCGAUGUCUGGUCGCUCGGCAUGAUGUUGUACGAACUCGUCGUGGGCACGCCUGCGUUUGCGCGCGACACUGAGGAGGAGACGCGCCAUGCCAUCGUCGCGGCGGAGCUGCCCGAGCUACCCCCGGACGUCCCCGAGAUCAUGGCGUCGUUCAUUCGGGCCUGCUUGGAGCCCGACCCGGCGCAGCGACCCACGACGCACAGCCUCUUGACGCACCCCCUCAUCACGGGGCCAGGGCCAGUGUUGCCGUCGCCGGCGAGCGGCAGCGAGAGUCACGCGGUGGUGCGCGAGCCAGGCAUGACACUGAUGCGGACGAUGGGGCCCGAGAACUCGCGCCGCUCGGCGUGGGACUUGCGGCCGCUGGGGAGCCACAACACGUCCCUCGUGUCGAUGCCAGUCGACGACCUCGAGCAAGACCACAACCUCACGGUGCGAGACGACCGGAAGAUUCAGUCCAACAUCGCGGACGACCGGACGACGUCCGACCUUCGGGAGAAGGAAUUGCGGCGGGCGUGCACCCACACAGGGCUGCGCUCCUCUCAAGCCGAACGCCCGCAACUCAACGACGUCGCGCGGCGCGCCGUCAUCGCGCACGCAGCCCGCACCACGCCGGGCACAGGCCUUGUGCAACGGCGACCCCCUUGCAUGCCAGGGAACGCAGACGGCCCCGGGGCAGGAGGGCUCAGUCAGUUGCUGGUGUCCGACUCGGGCUUCGAGCUGGCUGGCGGCCAUGCGUCUCGUGGCACCAGCUCCGAGGCCGCACAGAGUGCGCAAGCGUCAGCACGACACCGGUCGGACACGGGGUCGCGGGAAUGCGCGCCCUGCAGCCCGUCGACGUGCUACACGUCCGACACAGGGGUGCAGCCAUGCUCGAACGCCUCUGCGCAAGCGCGGGGCGUGCACAGCUGCCGCACGUCGUGUCUGACGGAGCAAGCCGGCCCGUCGCGUGGCUACUUCAUCAAGCUGCCAGAGGCGCGCAGGGCGGGGCUGGAGGCGCAAAGCGUCUUGGGCUGCUCGCCGCAACAGGCCAGCCAGCUGCUGGGCAUGGUCCGGAAGUCUGCAAAGGCGAGCGCAUCGCACAGUGCCACACAGCCGGUGUCUCCAACCUCGCCCCUGAGGUCGGCCAUGGGGUGGCUGAGCCGCAAGAGCCGGAGAUGA